This is a messenger RNA of Ramularia collo-cygni, 1521 nucleotides long. RefSeq lists its product as uncharacterized. The transcript has 2 exons. The record is from RefSeq and is a predicted model, not a curated record. Bases 1 to 1521 code for a protein of 506 amino acids. NCBI's taxonomy places the organism in Eukaryota, Fungi, Ascomycota, Dothideomycetes, Mycosphaerellales, Mycosphaerellaceae. Gene Ontology annotation, molecular function: protein binding.
AUGUCGCUGGAAGCGCUCCCRGUAGAGCUGCUUGACCUGAUUUGUACUUUCUGUUCACUUCCUUCGAUCAAAUCUCUACGCCUGACGAGCCGCACCUUACGCAAUGUCGCCAAUGAUCACCUGCUCCGCCCGGAGGUCGUAGCCUACUUUCAUCGUCAAAGCUGCGAAAAUGUACGGGCAAUUGCUGGACAUCCACAAAUCGCUCGAGCGGUGCGUGCAUUGUGUUUACAGGCAGACCGCUUAGAGGACUAUCCCACCUAUGAGGAAUGGAACGAACGGCGUGAGCGGCAGGGGGACUUGGAACGCUACCGGCGCGACUUUGUGCUUGAGGGUCUCGAAAAUCUAGUCCCGCUGUCAAGUGAGCAGUGGGCAGAUGAGACGAUACGGGAGGCGAGAAACAAUGAAAUAUCACGUCUAUUGGCAGAGUCGGAAAGGGCAAAUGCCCGUGCUGAUGCGGAAAGGCCAGCAAUACCAGCCGCCGAGCUACGAGAGUGCUAUGAAUAUUAUUGUCGGUUGGUGGAGGACCAGGACAUUCUUGCUGAAGGGGAGCCAUCGACGAUGCGUGAGUGCUACGCYGCGUUCUUCCGAGGCUGUCCCAACCUGGUGACUGUGGAGGUUACCAUGGCUCACUGCCUGCGUCUAACAACGACACGCAAGAAUGCCAUAUUUCAAAAGGGACUCGUCAUACCGCAUGGAGAUCCAUCUAGCGAUGCUCAAGGACUGGACGCCGUGACCGGGCUAAUCCAAGCUGCGUACGACGCUGAUUUCAGCCCGAUGGAGCUACGACUGGCUUCCGUGACCCACUAUUUGACGACGGAAGAAGACUUAGUAGAGGAAGCGGCAGCUUUUCUUCGAAACGUCGAGGUCCUAUCCUGGCAGCUGGCGACCCCUUUCUUGAACGAUGAUCUCGACGUUGAUCCGGACGAAUACGAAGCGAUCAUUGAGGAUCUCGAAGGCGGCAACCUCGCAACUUUCCUCGCCGAUGCGCCCCAUCUCCGCUUCCUCGAAUUGGAAAUGCCCUGCAAUGAGAGCGGUUGGUCCUGUCCUCGCUUACCCACCAUAGUAGGCGCCAACCUCUGGCCAAACCUGACCAGCUUCAUAAUCAGCAAGAUCGAAGCCAACCCGGACGAUCUCAGCGACUUUCUUCUUCGCCACGAUAAACUUCAGCUUCUCCAACUAGCACAGGUGAGAUUGAUGUCAGGAGACUGGAGAUCGUGCUUCUCGAUGUUCGCCGGAAAACUUCUGGAUCUUGGAGUGGUCGAGCUGCGUGGUCGAUUUGAAAACCCGGAUGAUUCACUGUUUUAUUGGUUUGGGCAUUUGGAGAGCCAAAGGGGUAAUAAUUAUGAACGGAAAAUCGCAAAGUAUAUUCUUGAGGGAGGGACAGCUUGUCCAGAGGUACCUGAGCAUAUUGAGGGUACGGAUGAUGAGUGGGAGAGUGAUGAUGAUGCGAACGGCGAUGAGCAGGCAGGAGACGGUGGCGGUGACGGUGAUGAAGUAGCAGUGGUCGCUACAUGUACGUGA